AAUAUUAAUUCAAUUCGUCUGUUUAAAACCACAGUAUCAUUUGCCGUGGCGGCGAGCAAACGUGACAUACAGUUCUCAACCUCACACAAUUGUGUACACAGUGCGUUUACAUUUUACUAAUAUAGAGUUUGAAUUCAUAAUUAUGUAUUCCCAUCCCGAACAACGUCACGACGAAAAUUUAUUACGAAGCGCCGGACGUCUAUAAAACUGUCCAACGUUAUGCAAAAUGGCAUUGUUCGUCAUUCGCACACCGCAUUAAGAUGUUUAACUAAACGACAUCAAGACUUUACCGCGACACACUCGUGAGCUUUCGUCGUGCGCGCGCAUCUAACACAUUCAGCCAAUCACACGGCAACAUCGCUGCGAAAUAACAAUCACCCUGUAUAGCUCGAAAUUUUCAGCUUUAAUUAGGAGUUUGUUUUUAUUUUUUUUAGUUUUGUAGUUAUUGGAUUUUUGUGAUAUACGACGCGUUGCUAAAGUUGAAUCUAAGUUUAGGUAAUAUGUAGCCAGUGACCGACAGUGAGUCGCUACUUGUGAAGGGAAGUGCUUAUUGAGUUGUUAUCGCACAUUGCUCAGUGUCCUCUCUGCGUGCGUUAAUGUUAUAAAACAACGGGAAUAUACCAACAACGUGCAUUUGUAUAGAAACCACUGGCGUUAAUUAGUAUUACCUAUGUGACGAACAUGUUCGAAGCAAGGGCUAAUCGUGUUGUGCUAUUGUUGAUAAUAACUUUACAGUUAUUUGAGUUUUGUGCGUCUCUGAAACAAGGUGAUACAGGUGUUUGCGAAGAUAUUGUUCCGGCAAGGGGGCGGAUACAAAAACACGUGACUACAGUUUGCUGCUCCAACUACGAGUAUGACAGCGACCAGGACAGGUGUCUGCCGGUUUGCUACACCCCGUGCAUCAACGGAACCUGCGUCGGGGUGAACGAGUGCGCGUGCACGCCCCCCCUCACCCUCUACAACAACACUAUCUGCGUCCCCUCUACUUGCGACAACUGCGAGCAUGGCGACUGCAUGGCACCCAACGUCUGCCGCUGCCAUAAAAACUAUCUCAUGUUAAAUGGCACCUGCGUUCCAGUCUGCGACAAUGUCUGCGUAAAUGGAAAAUGUGCAGCGCCCAACGAAUGUAAAUGUAACGAUGGCUAUAAACCUGACCCCAACGACCCUUACAAUUGCAUACCAAUAUGUGACCCUGCCUGUGAGAACGGCACUUGUGUAGCUCACAACAAGUGCAUCUGCGGAGUAGGGUACGGAAGAACUAAGGACUAUUGGAGAUGUAAGCCUACGUGUGCUGGGUGCGAAUACGGGGACUGUAUCUCGCCAAAUAACUGUGUCUGCUUCAAUGGAUACGACCGCAUAGACUCGACCUGCAAGCCCAAGUGCAGUUCGUGCGUGAACGGUGACUGCGUUGCGCCUGAGGUCUGUCGAUGUCACGAGGGGUACGAGCUCGUGGGUGGACAUUGUUCCCCAAUAUGUUCUCCACCCUGUGUUAACGGAGAAUGUGUGUCGCCCAAUAAUUGCAGCUGCAACGAUGGGUACGAUAGCAGGGAUUUCGGUGUCUGCGAGCCUUAUUGCUCCAAAAACUGUAUCAAUGGGCACUGCUCAGCACCCGACUUCUGCACUUGUAACGAUGGUUAUGUGCACGACGAGACAGAUUACAGUCUAUGUGUGAAACCCUGCAUUAGGCCCUGCAAGAACGGACACUGCUCUCCGUCGUCUGGAGAGUGCUUCUGUGACUUAGAUUUUGAAUACGAUAACGAUACAGAGAGUUGCAUACCUAUGAAACCAGUUCCAUGUGAAGAUUGCGAGGGUAAAUGCGACAAUGUGACGAAGGAGUGUCGGUGCCUCAACGUGAGGCCGUGUCACUUCAAUAGUGAGGAUAUGGAGGUACCAGCCGAAGUGGUAGCAUCCGACGAAGUCAAAAUGGCCGGUAUGAAUAUGACGCUGAUGGCGAUUGGUGGAGCCUGUCUCCUACUCCUCAUUCUGGUGGUAGUCGUGAUGCAAAGGCUUUGGCAUAAGAGGAACGACUACACAGCUACCAAACCUACACAUGAGAAUUCCGGCUUAGGCAGUGUGGUCUACACUGUUCCCAACACACUGAUCAGUCAGAGAGCUAGUGGUGGACCGAUGGAUGAAGACUCCGGUGACGAUGACGAAACGACAGAUGGAUUAAUACGAAGAAAUACUCAACUUAGUUAGGCUGUAAUGUAUGUACCUGUAAUUGAAGUCUUCGGUGCUUUUAGUGUAGAUAUUUAAUUAUAAGACAUA
Molecule: messenger RNA, 2268 nt
Organism: Spodoptera exigua (beet armyworm)
Lineage: Eukaryota; Metazoa; Arthropoda; Insecta; Lepidoptera; Noctuidae
Source: the annotation of a GenBank genome assembly